AUGUUUUGGAGAUUUGGCGGCUACGCCAACAUCUCCACCAUCGAUACCAUCCUCGACAAGCCCGACUUUGCCCUCGAGGAGCUGCUUGACGAGAGCGAUCUCAUCCAGGAGCUUAAGCAGCACAACUCCAAGCUCAUUGAGUAUCUCCGCCAAGAUGACAUCCUCAAGCGCCUGCUCGAAUACGUCGUCGCCCCCAAGCUCGAGACUUUUGCGACGCCCCAGGAAAAUGAAGAGGACCAGAGAGGCAGGAACCGCCUCAUUCCCUUUUCGCGUCCUCGUGCAUCCUCGCGCAACACCGACUCGGCCGAGAAUGAUGACGAAGAACAAGAAAAGAGGCGCAACCGCUACGCCCUCGUCGCCUGCGAGGUUCUGAGCUCCGACACCUGGUCCAUCUACGAGUCCCUCACCGAUAACAAACAGCUGAUCAAGGCGUUUUGGAACUUCUUGUCCCGACCCGCGCCCCUCGACCCUCUCCAGGCCAGCUACUUUACCAAGGUCAACGAAUCGCUCUUUGAGAAGAAGACCGAGGAGAUGAUCGAGCUGCUCCGGACCCUCCCCGAUGCCGUCCCCGACAUGCUGAGACAUGUUGAAUGCCCCAUGAUUAUGGACCUGCUUCUUAAGAUUAUUGCCAUGGACCGUACUGAAGGCGGCCACGGCAUUGUCGAGUGGCUCUACUCGAAAGACAUCAUCUCGACGCUCCUCUCCUUUAUCAGUCCCGAGCACUCCUGGGUCGUCCAGACCGCCGCCGGCGACUUCAUCAAAGCCAUCAUCACUAUUUCCGCCAACGCAUCACAAAACGAACAGCAAUGCAUCGGGCCCAACGAGCUCACCCGCCAAUUGGUGUCCAAGGAGUGCGUCCAGCAGCUGGUUAGCUACAUGCUCCACGGCGGCAACCCCCUCACGGUCGGCGUUGGCAUCAUCAUUGAAGUCAUUCGCAAGAAUAAUUCCGACUACGAUCCUGAUGUCCUUGCCGAGGCUGAAAACGAGCCUUCCAGCCGUGAUCCCAUUUACCUUGGCACUCUUCUUCGUCUUUUUGCAGACAAUGUGCCGAAUUUCAUGAGCCUGAUAAUGGAGGGCCCUGCGCAGGGCAAUGGUAUCGCGUCAACAUUUGGCGAAAAAUUAGAGCCGCUGGGAUUCGACCGCUUCAAGACUUGCGAACUCAUGGCGGAACUUCUGCACUGCAGCAAUAUGGGCCUCCUCAACGAAAAUGGCUCGGAGCAACUGAUUGCCGCGCGCGAUUUGGAACGCCAGCGCAUGAGAGACGCUGGUCUCCUGGCCCCUGCACACGAAGAAGAGGCUGCCGGUGAACAUCUGACGAUACGUCAGGGAAUCCCCGAGCAAGGCAGACGUCUCGAGGUCACAAACCCUAAUGAGGAUGGCUUCGAAGAAGUUGAUGCCGCGACCGAAGGAACUCAGAAACAAGAAGAAAAGUCGACUAUUGUAGCGUUGAGAGACGACGAUGAAUUCGUUGACGAGCCACUGACAUCCCCGAAACUGGAUGCGACCAAGGGCAAGGAACAGCAAUACGAGAACCCUGAGCUUGUCGUUGCCCCCCUAUCACCCAGUAAAGCGCCAUUUGCCGAGCUUGACAAACCAGCUGCCUCGUCAACAACCCCCGAACCUGAACAGCCAGCAGUCUCCGAAAGCUCCGGAACGAAAGAAGAGAAGGAGACGAGAGCGGAGAGCUCUGCCGCAGCUGUUGAAAGCAUUACCAGAGACACCAGUAAAUUAGAUGUCGCCUCUCCCAACGACACCUUUUCUGUGGUUCGAGCACUUUCACCACACCCCGAAGAUACCCCCGCACCACUGUUUUCCGCACCGCCUGCCCCGGAGCCACCCGUCGGGGCUACACCAACUUUAGAGGAUGAUGCACGACCAACCAGCGAGUCGGUAGAAGCGGCUGAAAUUACCAUUGCCCACGUUCCCGAGGUACCACCUGCGCCAGAGCUCGACAUGCCGGGCGAACCGGUUGUUGGAGACUACCUGAAGCAGCAGUUCGUUGAGCACCGUGUUGUUCCCGCCAUCUUGUCAUUUUUCUUUAAAUACCCAUGGAACAACUUUUUGCACAACGUCGUGUACGAUGUCGUCCAGCAAGUAUUCAAUGGCCCUAUGGACCGAGGCUACAACCCUACUUUGGCUGUAUCUCUCUUUGAAGCCGCUGACAUCACAACCGCCAUCAUCGACGGCCAGCAAGCUAGUGACGAGUCCCAGGCCAAGACCAAGACCCGCAUGGGCUACAUGGGUCAUCUCACCUUGAUUGCUGAGGAGGUUGUCAAGUUUACUGAGAGACAUCCGCCCGAGCUGCUCUCCGAGACUGUUUUAGACAAGGUGAUGAGCGCAGGCUGGAUUAACUACGUUGAGGGCGCGCUCGCAGAAACCCGUGAGCGGGACAAUGCCAUCCUGGGUGGCGUGCGGCCCGAAGUGGCGCUUGGCCACCGUGGCAGCAUUGGCGCUGGCGGUAUCGGCGGUCUUACGGGCCUCAGCAACACUCCAGCAGGCGCCACCGCAUUGGCGGAAGCUGGCUUGAAUGGUGGCAUGGAACUCAGUGACAACAGUGGUAGCGGUAUAGGACCGUUUGCGAUUAGCGGAGGAACAUUAAUAUCCGGGUUUGGAAGCAGCAGCGACGAAGACGACGAUGACGGGGAAGGAGAAGAUGAGGAUGUCAACACCGAGUUUCGCUCCUACGGCGAGCAAGGUGGCUCUCUCGACCCGCCGUCAAUACCGCCGCCGCCACCGCCGCCUCCGCCACUGAACAUUCCGCCAUCGCGCGCCCGGCUGCAGCUCGCGGCGAGGCUGGCUAUGCAUCAGAAGAACAGUCAAGAUAGCGCGGCUUUUGGCGGCUCAUACAAUGGUUUUGACGACGAGGAUGACGAUGAUGACGAUGAUGUGGACGGCGACGAGGGACGCAACGCAGCGGAUCCCUUUGCCGACGUUGACGAUGAUGACCUUGACGACGACCUAGAUGAGGACGAGCCCCAGAGGGACAGCCGCGGCGGGUGGUGGCGCGACGUCGUGGGCCGGGCACCGGGCACCGGCGACCCGGACGACUCUGAUGACGAGGAGUUUGGCGACUUUGCCAUGGCGGAGGAGGAAAAGAGUGGCGGUGGCAGCGGUGCCAAAGAGGGCGCCGACAACACGCCGUCCUCGUCGACAACACCGGACAAGGUGCUCCUGAAACCGCUAGCCGUCAAUCCCAUGAAGGAGGCUGCGCGAGGCCUCAGCGGCCUGUGGCCGUUUGGCUCCCGGGCAGAUUCGGCCACGAUGGCGGAAAAAGUGGGCGAUGACGACGAGGAGGAGGGUGAAGUGGUUGUCCCCGCAGCGGGCGAGGGCGAACACGGCCAUGGUCAAGGCGGCCCGGUCGAGGCUAAGGAGGGGAUUCGCCGCGAGAGCAUUGAAGAGGUGGACGAUGAUGAGGCUGUCAAUGUCAAAUGA
Messenger RNA from Akanthomyces muscarius, 3432 nucleotides. RefSeq lists its product as uncharacterized. Gene Ontology annotation, molecular function: protein phosphatase binding; protein phosphatase regulator activity. Lineage: Eukaryota; Fungi; Ascomycota; Sordariomycetes; Hypocreales; Cordycipitaceae. The coding region runs from base 1 to 3432 and encodes 1143 amino acids. The record is from RefSeq and is a predicted model, not a curated record. The transcript is spliced from 3 exons. Gene Ontology annotation, cellular component: nucleus; cytosol.